AUGUCCCGCCUAGCUCGAUAUACUAUCCUUAUCCUUGCGGUCAUUGUAUGCGCCUUCGAUGUCUUCUGUAAGCUUGUCGCUGAUAUUUCCAAGGUAGGCGUGCACUACACCCUCUCUUACAUCCACGGCGAGUACGGCCGAGCUACUGCUUUCUCCAAUAUUGCCUCAAAAUUCCGAGGCGGUGACGACCAGCUGCCCUAUGAUGACGAGUCGACGCCCGACUCCUACACUCCACAGCCAAAUCCAAACCCGGAAUCGCAGCCGUCAGGACCACGGCUGGCCAACGCGACAUUCGUAAUGCUUGCAAGGAACUCUGACCUUGACGGUGCCAUGCGGGCUGUUCGCGCCGUUGAAGACCGGUUCAACACGCGCCAUGGGUAUCCGUAUGUCUUUUUGAACGACGUCGAGUUUUCGAGCGAGUUCAAGAGACGGAUGUCUGUACUGACGGGAUUCAAUGCAGUUUUUGGUGUCAUACCGAGUGAACAUUGGAACCAGCCCGAUUGGAUAGACGAGGAUAAGGCAACGGAGGCUCGGAAAUCUAUGGUAGCAGCGAACGUGAAAUAUGGAGUCCAUAGCUAUCGAAACAUGUGUCGCUUCAAUUCUGGAUUCUUCUUCAAACAUCCUCUGCUACAAAAGUACCGAUGGUACUGGCGUAUUGAGCCGAAUGUGCAAUUCCACUGCAAUAUUUUGAAUGAUCCUUUCUUAUUCCUUGAGGAGAACAACAAAGUAUACGGCUUUACUAUUACCGUAUACGAGAUCGCUGCGUCCAUACGGUCAUUAUGGGGGCAUGUCACAGACUUCAUCGCCCAACACCCUGAACAUAUUGCAGAAGACAACUCUAUGGGCUUCCUUUCAGGAAAUCGCGGCAAAACAUACAACACCUGUCAUUUUUGGAGUAAUUUCGAGAUAGCCGACAUGGAUUUUUGGCGCGGAUCUGCUUAUACUGACUUUUUCGAGUACCUGGAUAAGACAGGCGGGUUCUAUUACGAACGCUGGGGCGACGCGCCUGUCCACAGCAUUGCGGCCGCACUCUUCCUCCGAAAGGACCAGAUACAUUUCUUCGAAGAGAUCGGAUACCAGCAUGAUGACUGGAGCCAUUGUCCGAUUCCAGAGGAUCUAUGGAUCAAGGGUCGGUGCUCGUGCGACCAGAGACAUAGCUUUGACUAUGAUGGGAGUUCGUGUAAAAAACGGUGGGAUCGAUUUAUGAAUGGCUCGUGA
Messenger RNA from Desarmillaria tabescens, 1218 nucleotides. RefSeq names its product glycosyltransferase family 15 protein. Lineage: Eukaryota; Fungi; Basidiomycota; Agaricomycetes; Agaricales; Physalacriaceae. Gene Ontology annotation, biological process: cell wall mannoprotein biosynthetic process; protein N-linked glycosylation. The record is from RefSeq and is a predicted model, not a curated record. Gene Ontology annotation, cellular component: membrane; Golgi apparatus. Gene Ontology annotation, molecular function: alpha-1,2-mannosyltransferase activity. The transcript is spliced from 9 exons. Bases 1 to 1218 code for a protein of 405 amino acids.